Molecule: messenger RNA, 1542 nt
Organism: Colletotrichum chrysophilum
Lineage: Eukaryota; Fungi; Ascomycota; Sordariomycetes; Glomerellales; Glomerellaceae
Exons: 2
Coding region: 1-1542 (513 amino acids)
Biological process (GO): protein sumoylation
Cellular component (GO): cytoplasm; SUMO activating enzyme complex
Molecular function (GO): SUMO activating enzyme activity
Source: RefSeq, a predicted model, not a curated record
AUGGAGGAGCAAUCACAGCCUCAAGACAAGCCCGCCCCAGAGGCUGCUGCACCAGCGGUUGCGCCUGCCGCUGCAAUUGAGACUAGCGCAGCACCUCCACAGCCUCAGCCUCAACAAGUCUCUAUCCCAAGCCAUCCCAUGCCCGACAUGGCCAACGGCUUCAACCCCAACUUGCAUGCAUCCAUGGACCAGGUGCUUCCUGACGCUUUGCAGGAAGUCAUGCCAGGAGCUAUGCCGGAAAUUCUCCCCGGCAUGUUGCCUACGGGCGAGAUGUUCAUGCCUCAGCUUCUGCAGCCAGACGCGCAGCAAAUGCUCAUGAACAACGGCGCGUUGCCAAGUGUUCCUGCCAACGCGAUGACCGCAGAUGAGAUCGCGCUCUACGACCGUCAGAUUCGCCUCUGGGGUAUGAAGGCCCAGGAGAAGAUCCGCAACGCAAACAUCCUUCUCAUCACCAUGAAGGCUCUCGCCAACGAGAUCGCCAAGAACCUCGUGCUCGCCGGCAUCGGCACCCUCACCAUCCUUGACGGUGCCGGCGUCUCUGAGUCAGACCUUGGCUCGCAAUUCUUCCUUUCUGAAGAGGAGAACCACGUCGGCCAGAACCGCGCUCACGCUGCUGCUGCCGCUAUUCGCAAGCUUAACCCGCGCGUCAAUGUCCAUGUCGACGCCGAGGGCAUCAAGUCCAAGGGAACGAGCUACUUCUCCGCCUUUGACAUCGUCAUCGCUACCGACCUCGACCCCGACUCCCUGAACAUCAUCAACACCGCCACCCGUCUGCACCAGAAGUCUUUCUACGCCGCCGGCACCCAAGGCAUGUACGGCUUCAUCUUCUCCGACCUGAUCGAGCACGACUACGUCAUUGAGAGAGAUCUCGGCAACAUGGCAACCAAGCUGCAGCCCGAGACGCGGACCCGCAGCGUUGUUGCCGUGAACACGAAGAAGGAGGGCGGCAAGACUAUCGAAGUGGUUACGAAGCGCGAACUCUACUCGACCUGGUACCUGGCUAGUGACGGUGCCACGUUGCCUGAGGAGUACGCCAAGAGCCCGCGUCGCAGGAAGGCCGUCAGCCCCGUCCUCUCCUGCUUGCGAGCUCUCUGGGAUUUCCAGGUCCUCAACGGCGGUCGUCUGCCCAAUCACAAUAAGGAAGAUUUGGGACUGUUCACUAAGCUCGCGACGGCCAAGCACGCCCAGCUCGGUCUGCCGUCCGAGACUCUCCGUUCAGAGGUCCUCAGGAGCUUCUUGCAGAACAUUGGCAGCGAGAUGGCACCCGUCACGGCCAUUCUUGGAGGACAGCUUGCCCAGGAUGUCAUCAACGUUCUCGGCCAGACACAGCAGCCGAUUCAGAACAUGGUCGUCUUCGAUGGUAACAGCAUGGAAGCGUCAGUCUACCCGCUGCACCCCGUCGGUGAGCUGGGCAGGGGUCUGCUCUCUCUUGCUGCGCCGAGCGGUCUCAUGCCUAACGGAGGCGCUAUGGUCCCUGACCCCAGCAUGAUGAUGAACAUGGACGGCACGGUGGACUUUGGUAAUGCCAUCAUGACUCAGUAA